Molecule: messenger RNA, 2138 nt
Organism: Mesitornis unicolor (brown roatelo)
Lineage: Eukaryota; Metazoa; Chordata; Aves; Mesitornithiformes; Mesitornithidae
Gene: NFKBIZ
Product: nuclear factor of kappa light polypeptide gene enhancer in B-cells inhibitor, zeta
Exons: 11
Coding region: 1-1854 (617 amino acids)
Biological process (GO): regulation of gene expression
Cellular component (GO): nucleus
Molecular function (GO): DNA binding; POU domain binding
Source: RefSeq, a predicted model, not a curated record
AUGGUGGGGGGCAAGCAGCACAGAGGACCUUUCCAGGGGGUCCGUGUGAAGAACUCAGUGAAGGAGCUCCUGCUGCACUUCAGGAGCAGCAAACAGAUGUCCUCGGGCUCCGCCGCAGAGGAAGGCAAGGCACAAGGAUUGGUGAACUACGAGCACUACACAGCAGAACUGAAGAGCAUACUGGGUCACAGCAGCAAAAGAAAGGCUCCCGAGCUCCUUUCUGAUGGACCUUCUUUCAAACGCCAAGCUAAUGUUCACCCACACCUCCUGACACCACCCCAGACACCAACUUCUAUGGAUAACAUGGAGGAGGCGCAUAAAAACGACCCAAAGCAUGACAGCAAUUCUGAUCUGCUUCAGAAUAUCAUAAACAUCAAGAACGAGUCAAGCCCCGUUUCUCUGAACACGGUGCAGGUCAGCUGGUUGCACACUGUCUCUAGUAACAGCUCACCUGGUGAGCAGUACCAGGAGAGCCUGGGCACACAGGCUUUCUCCCCAUCUCAGAAAUACCAAGGCUUCCAAGAUCAUACCUCCCAGCACAUGCUGGAUCCGCCACAGCAUUACCAGUUCCCUCCGUCCCAGAACCAGGAUUUGUCACAGAGCUAUCCUUCAGAUGCUUCCCUGGAGUACAGGCCAUUUGCUGCUAAUGACCAGUCUCCUGGCUACCAGCAGAACACCUUUGAGAGCCAUGAACUGCAAUACUGCCCAUUGCAGAGCUUCUCAUCCCUCUUGAAUGACUCUGAAGGCUCAGAGGGCAUCUCUGCCCACCUCCAGCCACUCACCAGUGCCCACCUGCAGGCUGAUGUCAGCCCUAGUGCUCCAAACUUCAGCUUGCUUUCCAAUAACAUCUGUGGGAAUCUGGAGCGUAGUGUCUCUUUGGCUACUUUGAAUGUCUCUCUACCUGACCAAAACAUUGCCAGAAGCACGACACAGCUGGGCAAGUCAUUUUUUCAAUGGCAAGUGGAGCAGGAGGAGAACAAACUGGCCAACAUCUCUCAAGACCAGUUCCUUGCAAAAGACUCGGAUGGAGACACCUUCCUUCACAUUGCAGUUGCCCAGGGCCGACGCGCACUCUCCUAUGUUCUGGCGAGGAAGAUGGCUGCCCUGCACAUGCUGGAUAUUAAAGAACACAAUGGCCAGAGUGCUUUCCAGGUUGCUGUGGCUGCCAAUCAGCAUCUCAUUGUGCAGGACUUGGUUAGCUUGGGGGCUCAAGUCAACACCACAGACUGCUGGGGUAGAACGCCGUUGCAUGUUUGUGCUGAGAAGGGACAUGCCCAGGUCCUUCAGGCAAUCCAAAAGGGAGCCAUGGGAAGCAAUCAGUAUGUGGACCUUGAGGCAACAAACUAUGAUGGUUUGACAGCAUUGCACUGUGCUGUUCUGGCCCAUAAUGCUGUGCUGCAUGAACUGCAGAACAGUCAGCCACCUCACUCCCCUGAGGUCCAGGAGCGUCUGCUGAGAAACAAGAGCCUGGUAGAAACCAUCAAGACUCUGAUACAAAUGGGAGCCUCUGUUGAAGCAAAAGAUCGCAAAAGUGGUCGCUCGGCUUUACAUUUAGCGGCAGAAGAAGCAAAUCUGGAGCUCAUCCGUCUCUUUCUGGAGCUGCCCAACUGUCUGUCUUUUGUUAACGCAAAGGCUUACAAUGGCAACACAGCACUCCACGUGGCUGCCAGCCUGCAGUAUCGGGUGAGUCAGUUGGAUGCUGUGCGCCUGCUAAUGCGAAAGGGAGCUGAUCCAAGUGCCAGAAACUUGGAGAACGAGCAGCCAGUUCAUCUGGUUCCUGAUGGCCUUGUAGGAGAACAGAUAAGACGUAUCCUAAAAGGGAAGGCGAUUCAGCAGAGAGUGUCGCCAUUUUAAGCUCCAUGUUUCUUGGAGUUCAGUAACUCACACUCACUGUCCAGUCAGGCAGUCCUAAUGUAUCUGUAAAUAGACCAUUUGCCCAGUGUGGGCAAAUGUUAGUUGUUUCUAUGAAACAAAAGUAUUUUGUUCACUAUUGUGUAGUGGGUUAUAUAAAAGUAAAACAACAACAAAAAAAACUGAAACAAAACCCAACAAUCAACUUUCUCUGAGCAAAUGGGAAUGUUUCAUUCCCAAGUAUGUUAGAACAUUUGCCUCGAUACCUGGAUUUCAUAGCUACAGCA